This is a messenger RNA of Monodelphis domestica (gray short-tailed opossum), 1753 nucleotides long. RefSeq names its product GTF2I repeat domain containing 1 (gene GTF2IRD1). NCBI's taxonomy places the organism in Eukaryota, Metazoa, Chordata, Mammalia, Didelphimorphia, Didelphidae. Gene Ontology annotation, molecular function: DNA-binding transcription factor activity. The record is from RefSeq and is a predicted model, not a curated record. Gene Ontology annotation, cellular component: nucleus.
UGAAGGCAGAAUUCGGGGGGCCUGGAACGUGAGUCCGGAGGGCUUGGACGCUGCGAGCUGAUAAAAGGGCCCCGCCCACGACCCGUUAUCACUGCUCUGUCUCCUUCCACAGGUUGGACAAAUGCAGCCUAGCCGAGGACUGCGAGCCAGGGACCUCAGGGGAGCUGAGCGGACUGAGGCAUAUCAAAAUUGAGCCAGACGACUUGGACAUCAUUCAGGUCACCGUCCCAGACCCAUCACCCACCUCUGACGAAAUGCACGACCCUGUGACCGGGCACCUGCCCUCAGAGGAAUCCAGCUACAUCCUCGAGGCGAUGGAAGAGAAAGGGCCCUGCGAGGACCUUCGGCAUGAGGAGAAGCAGGUGGAAGAUGGCAUCGGGGACGUCAUCCGGCAUCUGCGGAAGCAAGUGGAGACGCUUUUUAACACGCGAUACGCGAAAGCCAUUGGCAUUUCGGAGCCAGUCAAAGUCCCCUACUCCAAAUUCCUGAUGUACCCAGAGGAACUCUUUGUUGUGGGGCUGCCCGAGGGCAUCUCGCUUCGUCGGCCAAACUGCUUCGGGAUUGCCAAGCUCCGGAAGAUCUUGGAGGCCAGCAGCAGCAUCCACUUCGUCAUUAAGAGACCUGAACUCCUUGCUGAAGGAAUAAAAGAGACAGCCACGGACAGCCCUGGGACCCUAGAGAGAGAUUCUGGGGACUCCCUGGUGGAUGAGACCGUCAAAAGACAGGGGUUUCAAGAAAAUUACGAUGCCAGGCUCUCACGGAUAGACAUCGCAAACACGCUGAGGGAGCAAGUCCAGGAUCUGUUCAAUAAAAAAUAUGGGGAAGCCCUGGGCAUCAAGUACCCCGUUCAAGUCCCCUACAAACGGAUCAAGAGCAACCCUGGCUCCGUGAUCAUCGAGGGGCUUCCCCCCGGGAUCCCCUUCCGGAAGCCCUGCACCUUCGGCUCCCAGAACUUGGAGAGGAUCCUCGCAGUGGCUGACAAGAUCAAGUUCACCGUUACCAGGCCUUUCCAAGGACUCAUCCCCAAACCAGCCCCUAGACGGAGCGCAGCCCCGGGAAAAGCGUUCGCUGCCGCGGAUGAUGAGGAUGACGCCAACCGGCUUGGGGAGAAGGUGAUUCUUCGGGAACAAGUGAAGGAGCUGUUCAAUGAAAAAUACGGUGAGGCCCUGGGCCUGAACCGCCCGGUGCUGGUCCCAUACAAGCUGAUCCGGGACAACCCGGAGGCCGUGGAGGUCACGGGCCUGCCGGACGACAUCCCUUUCCGGAACCCCAACACGUACGACAUCCACCGGCUGGAGAAGAUCUUGAAGGCUCGGGAGCACGUGCGGAUGGUCAUCCUCAGUCAGCUGCAACCUUUCGCUGAAAUAUGUGGAGAGGCCAAGCAGCCGGUGAAAGACAGCAGCGUCCCCAAACGAAAGCGGAAGCGAGUCUCGGAAGGGAAUUCCAUCUCUUCCUCCUCCUCCUCCUCUUCCUCUUCAUCGUCCAAUCUGGAGUCCACGGCCUCGACCAAUCAGAUUUCGCUUGUGCAGUGGCCAAUGUACAUGCUGGACUAUGGUGGUCUGAACGUGCACAUUCCAGGACCCAUUAACUACUAGACCUCAACGCUGACUCAGAACCUCAGACAGAAAGAAUAAAUACGUGUAAUUUAUGUACAAAGUGUAUAUCCGGAUAUGUAUCGAUGCCUUUUAGUUUUUCCAAUGAUUUUUACACUAUAUUCCUGCCUUUUUAAAUAAAAAGAAAGUGUUGCCUUGCU